AAGAGAGAGAGGGAGAGAGAGAGGGAAAGGGAGAGAGAGAGAGAGAGAGAGAGGGAGAGAGAGACGGAAAGGGAGAAAGAGAGAGAGAGAGAGAGAGGGAGAGAGAGAGAGAGCGCGCUCUCCAGGUUGUCGCAGGCGCCGGUCUCCGGUAGAACGGAUUGUUGUGCGCGGUGUGGUGGCAGCAGCAGCAGCAUGGCUUCGUCUCACGGGAGAAGCAGCGACAUGCGGUUUGCAGACUGGAUGUCAAAUUUACCGCAGAGCAUGCACAAUACCCCGCUCACCAACCUGGCGAUUCCCGGUUCCCAUGAUUCCUUCAGUUUCUACAUUGACGAGUCGUCCCCAGUGGGCCCCGAGCAGCCGGAGACGGUGCAGAACUUUGUUUCUGUUUUUGGCACGGUGGCCAAGAAGCUAAUGAGGAAGUGGUUAGCUACACAGACGAUGAACUUCACCAGCCAACUGGAGGCUGGCGUCCGCUUCUUUGACCUGCGCAUCUCCACCAAGCCCCGCGACCCCGACAACGAGCUUUUCUUCGCCCACGGGCUCUUCAGCGCCACGGUGAGAGAAGGUCUAGAGCAGAUCAGCGGUUUCCUGUCAGGUCAUGCCAGAGAGUGUGUGUUCCUGGACUUCAACCACUUCUACGGCGUGCAGAACAUGCACCAUGAAAAACUGGUGGCCAUGUUAAAAGAGAUUUUUGGAGACAAACUCUGCCCAGUCGUCUUCGCUCAGGAGGUGUCUCUGCAGUAUCUGUGGGAGAAGGAGUACCAGGUGCUCGUCUUCUACCACCACCCCAUGGCCCUGGAGGUGCCCUUCCUAUGGCCAGGGCAGAUGAUGCCCUCUCCCUGGGCCAACACCACCGACCCAGAGAAGCUGGUUCAGUUUCUCCAGGCGUCUGUCACUGACCGCAGGAGGAAGGGGACCUUCUUUGUCUCCCAGGUGGUUCUGACACCGAAGGCCAGCACAGUGAUGAAGGGCGUGGCGAGCGGACUGAGAGAGACAAUCACAGAAAGGGCCUUACCGGGCAUGAUGCAGUGGAUCAGAUCGCAGAGACCCGGGGAGAGCGGCAUCAACAUUAUCACAGCUGACUUUGUGGAGCUUGGAGAAUUCAUCAGCGCCGUCAUCACCCUCAACUAUCACCUGGGCGACGAAGACGAUGACGCCACCUGAGAGCCCACAGGGGGCGUCAGGGAGCACCACAACCACCACUACUACUAAUAGGGGCUUGGUCUGUGCUCUCACUCUUUUCUCUUUGGCAUUUAUUUCAGGAGGGGAGCUGCACUGCUUCUUUCACUUUAUUUAGGGCUAUAGUGAAUCAAGAGCUCAAAUGGCAAAAGGGUGUUGAGGGAAGAGAAGUCGGGACUGGGAGAAACAACCCUGGUGUUUGGUUGGAGCACGAAGAGAAUGAGGUUUUGUUUUGUUUCCUAUUUUGGGGAUCAAACUUAGUUUUUCAAAGUGAGACGUUCACUUUCUUUACUUCUUGUGCUGUAAAAAAUAACUGCUUUUCCCACUGAUCAAAUGCACUUACCACUUCACCAGGGGUAGAUUCCUCACAGCACAUUAUCAGCUUUCUGCUAAAUUAUUGGUACAUCAUUUUCGGUAUUCUAGAGAUAAUUUGUUUUAAAAUAAAUCUGUGUAACUUAGCUUGCCGUUGUUCGUCUGAAUCUCUCCAAGAGAUGUUUUUUUUUUAUUAUAGUAUGCAUCCCUGGUCAGAUCACUGAGGGUGUUUGAUGAACGCCUCGAGCAGAUUGUGUUUAAAAAGUGUUAUUAUGGGUUUACUCAAUACAUAUACAAUAAAUGAACCAUCUUCCAUAUGUUCCCCCAGUAGUAAUCUCUGAAGGGGCUUUACCUCCCAGUAAUAAUCUCCUCUGAAGUCAACUUGCUGCCUAGACAUUGAUCAGACACCGUUGUACAACGGUAAGUCAUUGAUUCACUCAUUCAAAACCACAGGGAUUUUUUUUAGAGAGCAAGAGUGCAGCUCCGCUAGCCGGGAAAAAAGCACCAAUCACACCAUGUGUACUCCAUUUUGGUGCAUCUAAACUAGGGCUGAACAAUUUUGAAAAAUAUCUAAUUGCGAUUAUUUUGACUGAUAUUGCGACAUAAUUUGCUAUAUUAGAGGGAAAGGAUCAUUUUUACAUCAUUAUUCUCAUUUUCAUUGAAUGAUUAUGAUGUGAUUUUUUUUGCGGGGAUCUGUACCAAACAAAGAUGUUUUCUUAAAGUCUGCAGAAUAUGAUUAUGUGGGCUAGGGCAUCUCUGCAGCAUUACAAUAUUUCAUUUAAAAACAAUAUUUUGAUACACAUUUCGUCUUUAAUAAAUACUGCGCCACGUUGCGAUUUUGAUAAAAUUUCGAUUAAUUGUCCAGCCCUAAUCUAAACGCGACAAUAAUUUUAACAUUGUCAGUGUGUUUAAAAUGUCAAAACAUGCAUUAGCUGUUGCAGCAAGGUAUUUUACAAAACAAUAAUUUCAACCACAAAUGCAAUCAAUGCUACUAGUCAUUUGUAAUGGUUAGGAUUCCAACGUGACUAAUUUCUCGGAUUUUGUUGUGGGUGCUGAGUCGUGAUAGCCAAGUAUAAAUAUACAUCUGGGUACGAGAGUGUAUCCACUGUCUGUUUGUGCGCCUAUACUUACUGCUGUAGUGCAGUAUAUAUGAGUCAUCAUGAGAUGUAUCAUGGUGUUGUGUCUUUCAUAAUAACAGGUGAUAAAGUUGAUGAACACUCACUCAGAGACGCAUUUUAUUUCAAGUCACAGAAGGCUAAACAUUAUAAUUGGGAGUCAAGUAGGUCUCGAUGUAACAGCAGUGCUUUGACACCUGAAAAAUACUACAAUAAAUGUUUAGUUUAAUAUCUAGCUGUAACUCUUUGGUGUCUACCUUAUUAGGUGUUUCAUGUUUCUGAAUGUUCCCCCGGAUUUCUGCUAUAUCAUUUAGUACACUUUUCCUUUUUUCCAUUUAUGUUUAAUGGGUUUCAUUCUAUACCCUGCUGUACUUCAUUUAGGAUGGAAAAAGUACUUUAAAAUGGCACCCAAGAAAGACAAUGAGAGUAUUUUUAUUGCAAGGUUUUACGCAUUAUGCAUGAAAACAAUCGCAUAAAAGUCAAACAUCCACGCACUUUAUGAUAAGUGUGGCAUUUUCUGCUGAGAAUGUAUUCUGUAAGGACAUUGUUGUCUAGUUUGGUAACGUACAACCAAAACAAGAAACUCUUUGGAUUUGUGAAUGUAUGUGUCUUGUGAGUAACUGUGCCAUUUCUGAAAAAGUCUCAUGUGAUCGAGUGACUGAGUAUCAGCUAGAAAGUCAUUUUUUUUGUAUCGUAUGCUUCAGUGUGGAGCUGAUUUCAAGUUUUAGAGUUCAAACAGUACUUCUUUCACUUCCGUGUGGUUUCAUGUUAAAAUGUUUUAUAUCGUGGACAAGUUUGUACAUACUGUAAUUGCAAAUAGUAUACUGCCGAUGAAUUGUAAAUGAUUUAAACUAUUGCAAAGUCAUUGAUAAUAAUUUCUUAACUUAUACCUUAACUGAGCUGUCAAACUGCUUCUUCGAUUUCAUAUUUUCAGUUUUGUGCAUGAACCAAACAGUUCUAUAUAUACAGAUAAUAUGCUUUUGUUGUUUACUAACAGGGUUCAUUAGGUUUGUGCAUCUCCUUAGUUACAUUGUUCUCAAGAGCAUGUGUUGCAUCUCAGCUGGAAAUGUUUUUACCCUUUAAGACACAUCUCCAAAUUAAUUUAUUGUUUAAAUGUUGCACUGCUACUAUCCCAUACAGAUUAAGAAUGAAGCCACACAAAUGAGCAGACUUGAACAUGCUUGUAAAUUGUGUUGUAAGGACAUUUGUGUCAUCCCUGGUCCAAACUGUUGUCAUUGCCUUUAUGUUCUGGUGUGAAAAGAGUCCUUUGCUGUUGUAAAACUCAAAACACUUUUGUUCAAAAGUGACUCUGUUCUAAGUGGAAACGGCAAAUCAAAUCAAAUAAAGCUUCUAUGCCUAAUGACUGACUAUGUGAA
Sebastes umbrosus (honeycomb rockfish) is the source of this 3982-nucleotide messenger RNA. It is a transcript of the gene plcxd3, whose product is annotated as phosphatidylinositol-specific phospholipase C, X domain containing 3. Gene Ontology annotation, molecular function: phosphoric diester hydrolase activity. The transcript is spliced from 6 exons. Gene Ontology annotation, cellular component: synapse. The record is from RefSeq and is a predicted model, not a curated record. The coding region runs from base 193 to 1164 and encodes 323 amino acids. Gene Ontology annotation, biological process: lipid metabolic process. Lineage: Eukaryota; Metazoa; Chordata; Actinopteri; Perciformes; Sebastidae.